Rasamsonia emersonii CBS 393.64 is the source of this 339-nucleotide messenger RNA. RefSeq lists its product as uncharacterized. The record is from RefSeq and is a predicted model, not a curated record. Lineage: Eukaryota; Fungi; Ascomycota; Eurotiomycetes; Eurotiales; Trichocomaceae. The annotation marks the transcript as partial. The transcript has a single exon.
GUCUGUGCAUGUUCACAGGAAGCACAUAUUUCUCCCAUGUCCAGCUGCUGCAGUGGUUCAUUUCCCAUGUUUUGUCUAUAUCAGCAUUGUCCAAGAGCAGGAUUUAAAACAUGUAACUACCAGGUCCUCCUUUGGCCAAUUCAGAACUUGCAAAAAAAUACUCCCCCUUACCACCUUUUACAUGGAGAAAGAAUGUUCUGGGAAGAAGAUAUUGUUGUGGAAAUUGAAUGGCUACUUCUAGGGCACAACAGUGACAGGUACAACUAUUCUCACCCAAUCAUGCACAGAUCUAACAAUUAUAUUAGGUCUGUGGACUUUAGCCACAGAACCAUCCAAUGA